Molecule: messenger RNA, 293 nt
Organism: Wasmannia auropunctata (little fire ant)
Lineage: Eukaryota; Metazoa; Arthropoda; Insecta; Hymenoptera; Formicidae
Product: xanthine dehydrogenase-like
Exons: 2
Molecular function (GO): iron ion binding; oxidoreductase activity; 2 iron, 2 sulfur cluster binding
Source: RefSeq, a predicted model, not a curated record
GACACGUCCCUCAAUGUCUACAUUCGCGAUUAUGCGAAACUUCGUGGCACAAAAGCCAUGUGCCACGAAGGUGGCUGCGGCGCCUGUAUCGUGGCUGCAAAAAUCAAGGGCAAGACAAUGGCUGUAAAUUCUUGUCUUGUACCAGUACUUAUUUGCGAUGGAUGGGAUAUUCACACAAUUGAAGGCUUAGGUAACAUACGAGAUGGUUAUCAUACGAUUCAAGCUACACUUGCUCAAAAAAAUGGGUCGCAAUGCGGAUAUUGUUCUCCCGGUAUGGUGAUGAAUUUAUACAG